Messenger RNA from Piliocolobus tephrosceles (Ugandan red Colobus), 1735 nucleotides. RefSeq names its product gamma-glutamylamine cyclotransferase (gene GGACT). The record is from RefSeq and is a predicted model, not a curated record. Bases 703 to 1164 code for a protein of 153 amino acids. Lineage: Eukaryota; Metazoa; Chordata; Mammalia; Primates; Cercopithecidae. Gene Ontology annotation, cellular component: cytosol. The transcript is spliced from 4 exons. Gene Ontology annotation, molecular function: gamma-glutamylaminecyclotransferase activity.
UCCUGCGCUUGUGAUCCGCCCGCCUUGGCCUCCCAAAGUGUUGGGAUUACAGGCGUGAGCCACCGCACCUGGAAUCUGUGGCCUUUUUUAAAAGCAAGUUAUUUAUUUUGCUAAAUGUCCCAGGAAAAAUGAUUAAUGAAAAACUACAGGUGACCUGUAUAAAGUGUAGGUCUUUCACACGCGUACGUGUCCUUAUGUACAUUUACCUGUAAAUGAAGACUUUUCCCUGGCCUUAUUCAAUUUAUUGAAAUGCUCAGAUGAGGAGCACCUGCAGUUUGCCCGUAUUUUCCCAAAAUGCCUUGUUUUCCUGCAACUAUUCCCAGGAGAAGCCAGACUUCCCUCCAUAAGCAGACCACUGUGCUCUAGCAGAGAUUUGUAUUGUAAAAGCUGAGUUUGCAAAGAAAAGACUCAGCUGUUGGAAGUCUGUGGGAUUGUAUGGCAUCAUGAGGUAACAGACCUGGUAAAUAGCUAGAACGUAGAGAAGAACGAAACCAGAGGCAGUGUGCUGCUGGAGCUGAGAGGACUGAAAACUGGAUAUUUGGUCCCUAUGGACUUUCUGGUCACCCUAGGAGGUGGACUUACUUCUUCUUGAGUCGUGUGGAAGGACUCUGAAGUCACAAGUUUUUAAGACUCUCAGGCUUACUGUGGAUCUGGAUUCUAAGGCAACACUUCCUUGAAGAAACAGGUUACAGCUCUGCCCAGAUGGCCCUCGUCUUCCUGUACGGCACCUUGAAGCGGGGUCAGCCCAACCAUAGGGUCCUGCGGGACAGCGCCCACGGCUCCGCAGCCUUUCGGGCGCGCGGCCGCACGCUGGACCCCUACCCGCUGGUGAUCGCCGGGGAGCACAACAUCCCGUGGCUGCUGCACCUGCCUGGUUCGGGGCGCCGCGUGGAGGGUGAGGUCUACGCGGUAGAUGAGCAGAUGCUGCGCUUCCUGGACGACUUCGAGAGUUGCCCGGCCCUGUACCAGCGCACGGCGUUGCGGGUACAACUGCUGGAGGAGGGGGCCCCGGGCGCGGAGGAGCCACCGGUGCCCACCACGGUGCAGUGCUUCGUGUACAGCAGGGCCACCUUCCCCCUGGAGUGGGCCCAGCUCCCGCACCACGACAGCUACGACUCCGAGGGGCCGCACGGGCUGCGCUACAACCCCCGGGAGAACAGAUAAGGGGGGCAGGCAGGGUGGGCCUAUGCCUGAGAGCCCUGGGGCUCCAAGAUGUACCCAGCCCAUGCUGGGUGAAGGCGGAAGCAGAACAGGGCCUUUUCCAACGAAUCAGCGGGAAAAGGAACCAAUCUUUCAGUGGCAGCUGAUUUUACAAGUAAUGUUGACACACAAAUAGCAAGCUAGUUCCCUCCCGUCUUUCUACCUGGUAAGAAAAAUUCAGAAUUUUAAUACCCCUCAAUGACAUUUAAAGAACUCGUGUUAUCCCUAAUUCUUCUGCUCUUCUUCCUCCUUGUGUUUUUUGCUGUUUGCUCAGCUUUGAGCUCAAUAUUUAGGAUCAAUGCAAAGACUUGGUGUUGCAGCUAGAUUUUAGCAGCCCUAUUAUACUGAUUCUGGCCUGUAGCCCCUGAGAAAGCUGAUUUUACACAGCUGGGUAGAAUUUGUAAAGAAGGUCCACAGGGUAAGCAUGCUGUGUAUCAGAGUGCAUACAGCACCAUUCUUCAUCAUUUUCAGAUCAAGCUUCACAGCAGAUAUUACAGAUUAUUUAAAUUUGAAGGUGAUGUUUUGGGAAAUCAAA